Molecule: messenger RNA, 4853 nt
Organism: Monomorium pharaonis (pharaoh ant)
Lineage: Eukaryota; Metazoa; Arthropoda; Insecta; Hymenoptera; Formicidae
Product: leucine-rich repeat-containing protein 24
Exons: 4
Coding region: 699-2993 (764 amino acids)
Molecular function (GO): protein binding
Source: RefSeq, a predicted model, not a curated record
GUGUUGUCGGAAGGGUGGAGGUGUCGGGCGCCAGUCGCUGUGCGAACGCUGAGCUUGGGAUUUCUGUCGUCCGGGCGAUUUCUUUUUUCACGGUCCCUCCUCCUCUUCGUCUUCUCGUUAUCGUUUCUGCCGCUCUCCGUCUUUCUCUCGCGUUCCGCCGAUCACGAUCGUGAGGUCCUCCCAUGCACGUGACCCUGUUCUUUUUUUUCUUUGUGACCUCGGAAAACGGUACACCCGGACGUACAAGGGGGUGAUUGUUUUCGCGUGUGCUCCAGAGAAAAACUUGGAGUGAAUCAAAAGCCGGCAGUGCGUGGAAGGAUGUAGAUCUUGUGCCUCCUGUCUGGUGCGAGGAAUCCUGAGGGAUACUGGAAGAUGCUACGUCCUCUUUGAGGAUAUCCGCGGUCAUGGCGAACGGCGUCUCGUGACGAUCGGUGGGCCAACGAGGAGAUAAGGACCAGGCCGUCCUUGAAGAGAUCCGCCUCUCGGUAUUUUGCGAGCUGAUGACCUCGCAGGCAGUCGUGCACUCACCUCCGCAUCGACUCGAUCGAAGCACCGCAGUCUCCCUUCAGCAACGCUGAAGGGUCAACGCGCGUCGUGGUGGUGGGUCAGCGAAAAAUGCGAUAGAAACGGAGGGAUACGACCACGAGGAGAGGACGAGGCAGAAAACGGGUGGGUUUGUCGCCCGAUGAGAGAGCACCAUGUGCUCUAUCGUUCUAGUCUGGCGGCGGAGGGCUGUCCUCCUUGGCACGAUGUUGCUGCUAUUGUCCUGGGGAACAGACGCGGCGGAGGGCUGUCCGAGCAUGUGCGCGUGCAAGUGGAAGGGCGGGAAGGAAACGGUCGAGUGCGCGAAUCGCGGUCUCAAGGGAUUACCACAGGGCGCCCGAGAGGAGACGCAGGUGCUCGACCUGUCAGGCAAUCAUCUGGUCAGUCUACCGCCGGAAUGUUUCCGCGUUCUUGGUUUGAUCAACCUUCAGCGACUUUAUCUGGGAAAAUCUCACAUCAUUCGCAUUGACUCCGAAGCGUUCGUUGGACUGGUCGGCCUAGUGGAUCUCGAUUUGUCUGAGAACCAAAUCAGUGAGGUGCCUACGGACACGUUCGCGUCCUAUCCGAAUUUGAUGAGGCUUUUGUUGAACGGGAAUCCGAUCACGGAGAUUCGCCAAGGCGCAUUUCUCCGUCUGAUGCAUCUGACUAAUUUGGAAAUCAGCAACUGUGAGAUAGAGAUUAUCGAGCAGAAUGCUUUCGAGGGCCUUCAGUCGUUGGAGUGGCUCCGGCUGGACGGCAAUCGACUUACUUACGUGCCAGAUCACACUCUGCCAUUGGGUGGAAAUCUCAGGGGAUUGACUCUUCAUAAUAAUUUGUGGCAGUGCGACUGUAAAUUGAGAAUAAUGCAGGCUUGGCUGAAGGAAUCGGCUCCGGCAGCGCCGCAGGCGUCCGAACCCGUCUGCGAAUCUCCUUCGAGACUGCAUGGCAAACAAAUCAAGAGUCUCAAGGUCAACGAAUUAGCCUGCCUCCCGCGUAUCGAUCUUCAGGAUCAUUUGGAAAUCUAUGAGGGCGAAAAUAUUACUUUAAAAUGCGAUGUUCACGCGGUUCCGACUGCCAAAGUUACUUGGUGGUUUAACGGAGAACCAUGCGAGUUGCAGCAUGAAAACAGUUCUAUAGUCGGCAGUAUUUCUACGUUUCCAAGAUGUAUCUAUCGACAACGAGGCGGGACCAACAUGAGCAGCACGCUGUUCCUUUACGCAAUUGAGUCAUUCGACGAGGGCACUUACAGCUGUAUCGCAGAAAACAGUGCAGGUUCAGCGGUGGCAAAUCUCUCUCUUCGCGUGCUCUUCCGCGAGAAACCCACCGUAGAGCCACCCUCCGACAAUCCCGGUUCUGGUUACGUGGCCGCGAUUGUCGCGGGAGCGCUGGUAGGCACUCUUCUGGCACUAGGCUGUUUGGUAGGUAGUGUGAUAUACUGCGCGAGAAAGCGGCGUCGUGAUCGAAAGCGCAACUCGAAGGCGUUGGUGACGCAGAGCAAGUCGGUGCUGCCAAUCACGAAAGACAACUCUAGUACCUCUUGCCGAAAAGGUAACGGUAGCUUGAUCGGCGGUCUCGAACAUCAACAAAUGGUCUCGUAUACCGAACGUGAAAUUAAUCGUGCGGCCACUUUGGAACGUCAUGAACACACCAGGAACAAUCUUCUGGAUCGAGAUGCAUAUCCAGUGGCGAGUCCAGUUGCCAAGUACCUAACCGAACCUGAUCUGAUUAACGAAGUGCCCGAAAACACCGAGGUGGGUUACGGUCAGUUAUACGGUCGGCAUCAUCAGCGUGCCAGCGCCGUUGAUCGGCAGGUACUAGAGUACGACUCAGGUUAUCCGUUGCAGCCUGAUCUACGACCGCAGCCAGUUAUACCCCAAUUGAGCUAUCUGGAUCAGGAUGGCUACCCGCUCAAUUUUGGCCUGCCCAAGAUUACCUUCACCGCCAGUACUCUGCCUAGACUCCGGACACGUAUGACGGAGCCAGGCUCUGCAGCCGCUCCACCGGCCAGAUAUUCGCGCGAGGCCGAAUUCCUCGCAAGAUCCCCGGGAUAUGAUCCCAUUUUACCGCGAACCGACGCCAGGUACACCGCCGAGGGUUAUCCCUAUCCGGUGCAUCAGCAUCAACAUCAGCAUCAACAUCAACAUCAGCAUCAGCAACAGCAACAGCAGCAGUCGCAACCGCAAACGAUACAGCCACCGCCAUCGAUUCAACCGGUCGAGCAACCGAUUCAGCAGCAGCUGCCCAUUCAGUCGCCAGUCUCGCCGGUCGCCGUUUUCCCAGAUGUACCCUUUAUACCAUCACCCCCCGCGGCUUAUAGAGGUGAAACCACUCCGUUGUCGCCGCGGUCUCUCCUCAGCAAAACCGCUCGAGAGGCGGCAGCCGCAGCCGCUGCGAGAGCGGAAGAACUCCAACCACCGAAUCAUCCCGAAAGUCCCGACGAAGGCUACGUGGGAGACGCAAUGGAUGUUUGAGGACUACGAAUUGAAUCCGCGAUUAUCAGAUCUUAGAAACGCGGAAGAUCCUGGAUCCAGUGUGAAGAAAAUUAUUGUAUUAUUUGUUUUCCUCGAGUUUACUCUUAGUGUAUUUAUCACUGGAAUUGUUUUGGGGGAAAAAAAAAUCGAUUUUUUUGCGAAAAAUGUCAUGACAAUUUUUUUUACUUUAAAGAAAUUUUUUAACUGGAAGAGGUAAGUUUAAUGAUAUUGCACAAACUUUUUUUCAGUGUUACCACUUAAAAUGUAGUUAGUUUUUAUUGCUUGAUUUUUAUCAAAAGCAAUUUUAUUUCAGGACAAUCAUUUUUUUAAGUUUUAAGAGUUUACACAUGCAUAUCUUUGAAUAUCCUUACUUUAUUUUAAUCGUUCCGAAUUUAAAGAAAUUUAUUUGAGGAUAGAAAAAUAAUCGUUUUUAUAUGUGUCUCCGAUAAAAUCACAAAUCAAGAGGAAAAGCCUGUCCUCGUUCUUUUUGCUCAACAUAUUGAUUCAACAGACAGAAAAACGACAUUUAUAUUUGCAUAAGAUUGGUGAAUAGUUUUUUAUAACCUCCUUCCAUGCGUGUCAAGCAUAAAGACGAACAACGAGAUAUCAGCAUCAAGGAGGAAAUCUGUCCUCGUCAUGCCAGAUUAAUUCGCGGAGAAUAACAGGGUCCAGGAUGUGAUUGGCGGAACAGGGCCACCCGAGACGGCACGAACAAAGGACUCGCCCUGACGGUGGAGACGUAAUAGAUUAAUCACAAGACAUGUCGCUAUGGUGUGCAGUCCUCGUCAGAGUCAGGAAAGAUGGUGGAGAUGUUCGCUGGAACGCGGUGAUUCUUGCAUUCGUGUAUUCGAAGGAAAUCGACUCCGAAAAAUUUACGCGGAUCGCGUUUAAAUGCAGAGAGUGCUUUUUCGGACACCAAGAUGGCGACCGGAUUUAUUUAAACGGCGUGUCGCGCUUGUGAAAUACGACGACGUCUUUUGGACACGAUCCAAGGAGAAACGUUCGGUCGCGUUGAAAAGGAACCAAGAUGGCGUGACUGAUCCUUAAAGUGAUAGAUAAAUGUUUGGCGGACUCGAUCGAGUGAAACGCGCCUCAUGGACCCCGAAGGCGCGCUUUCAGCAUCGCGAACGAGAACGUGACUGGUGCUCAAAGCGGCUCUACUGGCGGGAUUCGCUACGGAAAUGUGAAAUUAAUUAAAUUUAAUUGUUCAUGUUGAUCCUGCGACCGACAAAGUCCACGAUAAACCGAUUGCGGGACGAGCGAUGUGCAUGUAAAAUAUUAAUAAGAGGAGUCUGCCCUUUUUAAUUAUAAAUAUUAUGAAUAUUUAAAACAUUUAAUAUUAUUUGCUGCGUCUUCUGUGAGACACAAUUUUAAAAAAUUGUUUUGCAGAAUUAUUAAUACAUCAAAGAGAUAUAAAAUCAUUCCUGCUCCUUUUAAAUGUGUUGAUAUGAUUGAUAUAAUCUGGUCGCUUCGAUUGUUCUUAAUGGCUCUUGGAUUAUUCCGAUAUUUAAAAUCGACAACAGCGUUAUAGCCCACACGUAAUAUGGGAUACUCAUUACUUGAAAAUCUGCUCAAGCCAUUUUUGUACUCCUUCCGACAGCACUUUAUUUCAGAUUUAUGACAUAAAUAUUAUUUAUUUCUAUGGAGGAUUCUCUCCAGCCUGGCGUUUCAAGGCGGAGGCGCAACUGUAGCGAUUCUGCUGUAGUGAUAAUAAUGUUAACUUGGUGUUUAAGACUGGCGAAUUGUGAGAUUAGGAGUGUCGCGAUGACGCUCGACCUGAUGUACAGAAACCGUUGAACGUACGAGGAUGUUCUGAAAACGGUGUAUACCAGAAUCUGAUCGAAACGAGAAAUUCCAAAA